Molecule: messenger RNA, 2022 nt
Organism: Durio zibethinus
Lineage: Eukaryota; Viridiplantae; Streptophyta; Magnoliopsida; Malvales; Malvaceae
Product: myb family transcription factor MOF1-like
Molecular function (GO): DNA-binding transcription factor activity; DNA binding
Source: RefSeq, a predicted model, not a curated record
GGCAGUACUACAAUAAAAAGAAUAAUAUAUAAAUAUUUUGUGUUAUUGUAUGAAAUUAUAGCUGAUAGCUCUUGAUAUAUUCACCGAGAGAGAGAGAGAAGGAGGCAAAGGUCAAAGUAAGGCAGUUGGGUAGGGGUAAUGAUUUAAGGGAAGGCAGAUCAGAAACUCGUGAUGGGAUUUUCAUUUUUUGUUUAAUUUUUGGGGUUUGAAAGUCUUUUUCUUUCGGUCUUUCGAUUUUUAUCUCUGAAAAGUGUGCAGAGAUUAUAGAGUAUAGAAACAGAACAAAGCCAACAGUAGGCAGGUAUUAUCAGUGCUCCUUAAGGAAUUUACAGCUUCGUCUGUUCCUUGUCUUGUGAUCUCUCUUUUUCCCUCUUUCUCUUUCCCUUGGUUGGUCUCUUUAUAUUUGUUUCUUGUGUUUUAUCGCUGGUUUGUGCCUAAAGACAAUUUCAACAAUCGUGAAAGAACCACGAGUUCAAAAAAAAUAAAUAGCACAAAACCCUGAAAGAUAGGUCCCUUUGUUUUAAGUUUUGUUUAGUCUUUCUUUGUUUAUUGCAAGUGAUCGUAUUUCUUUGGGGAGAAUCUUGGUGAAAGUCUGAAAGGAUAAUACCUUUGGGCAAAAAGGAGUGACUUUGGGGUACCCAUUUGAGGUUUUUUUUCUGAUAAUCUAAGAAAGAAAGAAUUUUGGAGGUUGAAAGAAAGGAGGAAAUGGGUAGUUGUGGGAGGAGUGGUACAGUGAGGCAGUAUAUAAGAUCAAAAGUGCCUCGUUUAAGAUGGACGCCUGAACUUCAUCACUGUUUUGUUAAUGCCAUCGAAAGGCUUGGUGGUCAAGACAAAGCUACGCCAAAACUUGUUCUUCAACUGAUGGAUGUGAAAGGACUCACCAUUUCACAUGUAAAAAGCCAUCUUCAGAUGUAUCGGAGCAUGAGAAGUGAUCUCGGCAGACAAGAAAGGAGCUCAACCCAUCGCAGAAGACAAUCUUUUGAGAACCAUGAUGGAUGUGUUGAUGAAGUAAAUGAUAUGGGUUUUAACUCAACUUCAAAAACCAUUGAAGAAUCAGAUUCCCAUUUGAUCUACGGUCCACUUUCUUCAAAAAGAGCUAGAAUCGACACCAGAAGAUCAAGCUCUGAUCAGAAUCUGCAAUGCAGCCAAGGAAUAUGUGAGACAGUCUCAAAUCCGUACUCUUUUGAUGAUUAUCUGCAGACCAUGGCUGUGCAUAAGGGAAUAAAGGAAAGUAAUGGUGCUUUCCUAUGGGAGCACACCCAGUCUCACUCUCAGCAGGCUCAAUCCACAACCUUCUCUCUGCCACAUGAUCUUUACAACCUCAACUCUUUAAAAUAUUCAGUGGAAGAAUCUGAUUUCCUCAAGGUUGCUGAUGUUGUUCAAGUAGAAGAUCAUCAAAAACACGCAGAGCAAGAUGAUAAACAUAUUGAACGUAAUGUAAGGAGACGCAUUGGUGGUGACGAAGAAGGCGGCGAUGGCGCCUGUGAAUUAGCAUUGUCACUCUCAUUGCCUCAUCCAACGUCCCAGAGAAGUAAUACUAAUUCAUCCACAAGCGAAAUCAGCAGUAGUGAGGCUUUCUCAUCCUACCCUAUGUCAAAUUAUCAAGACUGCUCCGGCUCUUCCCCCGCCCAACGGGGUCUAAACUUAGAUCUAUCCAUUGCUCUUUGUGGCAACUAAUGUUUUUUAUUUCCCUCCUUUCAAGCUUAUAUAAAUAAAUCUGUAUCUUGUUUCUUCUUGCUUUUUUUUUUUUUCUCUGGUUAAUCAUGUUUAGUAAGGUUUAGCUAUGGAGCUCAUCGAGGUUUUGGUUUAGAAUGUAUGACUUGGACUCACAGGAAUUUACCUAUUGGUAUAAUACUUAAACAUGAAGAACUAGUUAAAUUCAGACAUUUGAGAAAUCGGAGUGUUGAUAUUCUUUUGAUGGGUUAAAUUUCAAGUUAAAAAUUGGAAGUGAGAUUAGGUCUUGGAAAUUCAUUGAGAGAAACUGACGGUAUAUCUUUAAGAAAAUUUAUCGUAUGGAACAUG